Messenger RNA from Mytilus californianus (California mussel), 5823 nucleotides. RefSeq names its product C5a anaphylatoxin chemotactic receptor 1-like. Gene Ontology annotation, biological process: neuropeptide signaling pathway. The coding region runs from base 764 to 1942 and encodes 392 amino acids. The record is from RefSeq and is a predicted model, not a curated record. Gene Ontology annotation, cellular component: membrane. NCBI's taxonomy places the organism in Eukaryota, Metazoa, Mollusca, Bivalvia, Mytilida, Mytilidae. The transcript has 2 exons. Gene Ontology annotation, molecular function: G protein-coupled peptide receptor activity.
CUUACUACAUUUAAUUAUUGCCUACAUUAAAAAUUCAUUCAAAUUCAGGGAUGUAAAGAAUAUUAUGUUAGUCAAUUUAGAUACAAAUCGAAGAAAUAAAAUUAACACCGAUGGGAUACUUGUUUAUCAGUCGAUGCUGAUAUAAUAAACACAGGAUGUAUCCAUCAAAAUCUUUCCGGAUUGAUUCAUAUUUCGUGGAUUUACCCAUUUAAACAAUCGAUGAAGUACAUCAUUUUAAAUCAUAAUUGUUUAACUUUUGAUUGAUAUAGGAAAAGUCAGUGGAAAUAUUUUUUUUCCUGGUCGUAAAGUGAAAAAUGACAUGCAGAUGGACAUAGAAACGCUAAUAAAUAUACUACGAAGGAAGCAAAACAAUGUAGAGUAAACGCCAUGAAUGAUUAAAAAGUGCCACAGAGGAAAUAAACUAAUGUAAAAUAAACUUUGUCAUUGAAAGAAAAUGACAUCUUACAGAUAAUGUAGCUGUAUGAGUAUAGUAAAUUUUCUGGAGAUAAAAACAUGAUUUAAAGGAAACUCUGAUACGAUUUCGCUAUUCUGUGAAUCGACUAAACAGACCGCAUAAUGCGUAUACACAAUGAAUCAUCGGUACCAUUAUUUGUAUGUUGACAUCUACAGCUGUAUUAUCAUAAAAAGUCCAGAGAUCGGUAUUCAUUGUUAUGCAGUUUUAAAAAGAUAAAACUUCCGUAAAAAAAUUGUACAAAAGUGAUUUACGAACAGUCAUAAUUGAUAAUAAAGUACUACAAAUCAAAUGGAGUUUUCUAGUCUGAAUUGUACUGACUGGUUGGAAAUUGAGAAUACGAAUCAAACCUAUACAGCUGCCGAUUUAAGCCGUCAGGUCAACACCAGAAACAUAGGCGCUGUCAUAUUUGUUGGCCUAAUGAUAGCAGUUGGUUUAUUUGGCAAUAUAUUGGUGAUCAUAGUUUUUACCCUGAAAUACAAAAAAUCAACUUAUCGUGUUUAUGUUUUGUGUUUGGCGUUUUUAGAUACAGUAAACUGUUGUUUUACGCUUCCGUUUGUAGUGACUUAUCUUUUGUUUUCUCAAAAUUAUCCAAGCGGAGCGUUAUGCAAAAUUGGGCAUUUUGUUGGAUUUUACAUUGGUCUUGCAUCGCCGUUUACUUUGAUCUUAAUUGCAUUUGAUAGAUAUAGAAAUGUUUGUCAACCAUUAUGUAUGCAAAUAACUGAAAAGAAGGCAAAAAUUUAUUGCAUUAUUGUAAACAUUGCAUCUUUGGCGAUGUCAUGGCAUGUUCCUGUUAUAUACGGAAACUCAAAAUAUGAGGUUACGUAUACACAUUUAAUCGUUACGCGGUGUUACAAGGAAGACAAUUUCAUAGCACAGAAGAUAACUUGGUGGCAGUAUAUCAUAUUGACAGCUGUUCUAGUGAUUGUUGCAGUUCUUCUUGCUGUUAUUUAUUUCAUUAUCAUGAUUCGUGUCCAACAUAAAUCAAAAUAUUUUACACAAUUACAUGCAAAAGGACGUGCAAAGUCUUCAGCCGGAAAUGGGCGUGUUUCGUCUAAUACAAACGGAAGCAGAAAUUCGGAUGUCAGCAGAACGUCUUCGAAUUUUUCAAAUGGAGAUGGAACGGCAUCAUAUGUCAGUAAAAGCAUUCAAACAAGGAAAACGACUUUAACGUUCUUUAUAAUCACCACCGUUUAUGUGCUAAGUUCCGUUAUACACCAUACACUAGCAAUUGUGCUGCACGUGGUUCAAAAUCUAGAAUGUAGAAUGACAUUUAUUCAAGGUGCCGUAUUUUGGACUUUCUUUUGGACCAUUUUCAUUAAUAAUAUUGCAAAUCCAUUUAUUUAUGGUUUAUCUGACAAUAGAUUUCGUCAAUAUUUGAAAGCCUUUUUUCAUAAGAAGAAAACUCUUCCAUUAGCAUGGACAACACAACAACCGUUUCUCAAUAACAGAAAUCGAGAAAAGAAAUAAAAAUCCAUGGAGAGAAUAUGAGACACUCGUAGCGCAUUUUAAGGAUUUUAAAUUAUAUAAAAAUCGGCUUGCUUCCGUGCUCGAUCAAACAUAACAGGCCCAAAGUUAAUAUCCUCCAAGUUCAUACAGGAUAUGAUCAGUAAGCUUAUUGGAAUGGAUAGUGAUUUAAGAGGCAACUUGUUAUUUUGAUAUGCUCCACAAUAAAACGUGGUCAAGAAGAUUUUCUGCUGCCUGAGUAAAAUAGUUGUUAUACAAUUUUAAGCCUUAUAUAAGGAUUACAGUUUUGCAUGUAUAUAUUAACAAAGAAUGGAUAUUAAAGGUUUAAUAUAUAUUUUUAACUUAGUAGUAAACACAGUCUUUUCAUUUAAAAUUACAGACAUUAUAAGAUCCAGACUUUGAAAGUUUUGCAAUAUAUUAUAGAAAGUGAAACAAUUUCUCCUUAAAUUGUCAAGAAUUCACAAAAAAAUUUAGAACACUACUUACAGGAUAUGAAAACUACAUAUAAUGGCUUCUUAUAUUUUGAUUAUAUAGAUGAAACAAAUCAAUUAAUACUUUAUAUCCACUUCAAACAACAAUGUCCUUCACAAAACUGUCAUUGGGGCUGAAAGUCCGGAGAAUAUGAUUUUAAUAUCAACUAGAGUCAAACGUUCAACUAACUGUACACAUAAAAACUGAAACAAAACUUAAUAAAUUGCAUGCGUCCAAAUCGCUUUUCUGAAUUUAGCUUCAUCAGGAACGCUCAAAGCCGAAGAUUUGAAAGCCAAUGAUGUAUAAGAGCCGGAAUAGUUUAAGAGCUGUAUAACCAAAAAGGAUAUAUAAGUGUUAGUUUAAAAAAAAAAAGUUUUACUUAUCCUUAUUUUAUUUAAUUUGGUUUAUAUGUUUAUUAUUAUCCUUGUUUCUUGUCACACACCUAGUAUAGAUAUAGUGUUUAAUUGUAACACGAUAUUGAAUUCAACUCAUUAACUUUUUCCAUUUUUAAAACAUGCACUUUAUGUUUGUGACAUUCAAACAAAUAGACAUUGUUAGAGAGUAACUUUUUUUUUUUUUUUAGAGUUUUAUCGAAUGAGAAGUUACAUCCUGGUUGAUCCAGGGAACGUUAGAUGAAAGUCCCACGUUGUUUUGAAAGUGUUAAUAGUUGUUAAAUAAACUUAUUACAUGUUUAAGAAAUGAUAAUAAAAAAUAACUAUUACCAGAAAAUAUUUGUUUACGCUUUUAAAAAUUAAAACUGAAUCUGAAGUACAUUUAAAAUAGUAACAAAUAUAUAUUAGAAUAUAAAUCAAAAUCGAAGUACAUUUAAAAUAGUUACAAAUAUAUAUUAGAUUAUAAAUCAAAAUCGAAGUACAUUUGAAAUAUUUGUGAAAUAUAAAGAAUUUCAUCGUUUUUCUGUCCAAUUAGUGAAUGAUUUUUCAAAUUUCUUGAAACGAAAAUAACUAUACUAUUUCAAGUGUUUUACUUUUAACCUAGAAAAAUGUGUGUAUAGCUAUAUCUUUUCAACAUUGAAUACAUAACUCAAGUUUCAAUAGACUCAAAACUUCUUUAGUGUUUUGAUAUGCACAAAGCAUAAUCUCCAGGAAACUAUAAUAGUCAACGAUUCAACAUCUAGCGUGCAUGGCUGCAGUUCUUAAUCUAGCACUAAAAAACAUAAAUCACACAGUCAUCUUGAUGUUAUCUUAAUGUUAUAUCAGAAUAAACCGUAUGGGUUAGUUUUAUCCAAGAACUAGACGUGUUUUGGGGCCUAAAAUCAGAGCGCAAAAUUUUAGUCUUGUAUAAUAAAUACUCAACCAAGUCAAGUAGGAAAGGAACGUUACAUUCAAUACCUAUUUAGAGAGUUUUACUCUCUGCACGUUCAAGAACCAUUGAGGUUCAAAAUUCAUUCUUGUCCUAUCGAAUAUAACAAUCGUUAUCUACUUUAUUAAAAUUUCCCGCAAUUCAUACCAGAUACGUUGCAAAACCUACCUUUUGGAUUUAUUAUUAAUUUAAUAUGCUUGAAAUAUUUGUCCCUGGACGGUAAGCAAAGACUAGUCAAUCGAAUUAUGGAUUAGAAUCGUUUACAAUGAAAAGUCUGUAAACACCAAUUAUAAAGGCAAAAUACAACUUUGUACAUUUACUAUUAUUUGACGUCAGAAUACUGAAAUAAAACUGUUUCUGUUGUUGUACAAACCUUGUUCAAUCAUAACAUGUACAUUAUGUUAGUGUCUUACCAUAAACCUCAAGAAAAGCUGACACCAUAGAAAACUAUAGGUCCCAAGGGUAAACCACUCUUAACACAUUUUUAGCCAUGAGGUAUGAUGGUAGAUUGAAUUUUUUAUAAGAAACUGUUUAUGGACACUAUCACUUCACUUAGUCUACUAGAACUGUUUAACAUUGUGUUAUAUGAGGAUAUUAUGUACUUUUGUGAACUGUUUGUAAUGAUCUAUGUGCUUAUAAGAUACUGUUUCGAUGCGAAACUGAACUAUGCUUUAUGUGGUGUACUGCCGUAUUGAACGGUGUUGUAAGUGAUGUACUGAUGUGUUGAAUGAUGUUUUGCGUGAACUACUGCCGUAUUGAACGGUCACGGCUGUGAACGAUGUACUGAUGUGUUAAACGGUCACGGCUGUGAGCGAUGUACUGAUGUCGUUGAACGGUCACGGCUCUGAGUGAUGUACUGAUGUGUUGAAUGGUGCUGUGAGUGAUGUAUUGAACGGUGCUGUGAGUGAUAUACUGAUGUAUUGAACGGUGAUGUGAGUGAUGCACUGAUGUAUAGAACGAUAUUUAGUGUGAUGUACUGACAUGUUGAAUUGGGUUUUGUGUGAAGUACUACUGUAUUGAACAAUGCUUUGCGUGAAGUACUGCUGUAUUGAACAUUGUUUUGUGUGAUGUACUGCCGUAUUGAACGGUGCUGUGAGUGAUGUACUGAUAUAUUUAGCAGUUCUUUGCGUGAAGAACUGCUGUAUUGAACAUUGAUUUUUGUGAUGUACUGCCGUAUUGAACGGUGCUGUGAGUGAUGUACUGAAAUAUUUAGCAGUUCUUUGCGUGAAGUACUGCUGUAUUGAACGGUGCUGUUUUUGCAGUUCUGAUGUAUUUAACUGUGCUUUGUGUGAACUACUGCUGUAUAAAUGGUUCUUUGUGUGAAAAACUGCUGUAUGAAUGGUGCUUUGUGUGAACUACUGCUGUAUGAAUGGUGCUUUGUGUGAACUACUGCUGUGAUAAUGGUGCUUUGUGUGAACUACUGCUGUAUGCAUGGUGCUUUGUGUGAACUACUGCUGUAUUGAAUGGUGCUUUGUGUGAACUACUGCUGUAUGAAUGGUGCUUUGUGUGAACUACUGCUGUGAUAAUGGUAUUUUGUGUGAACUACUGCUGUAUGAAUGGUGCUUUGUGUGAAGUACUGCUGUAUGAAUGGUGCUUUGUGUGAACUACUGCUGUGAGAAUGGUGCUUUGUAUGAACUACUGCUGUAUGAAUGGUGCUUUGUGUGAAGUACUGCUGAAUUGAACGUUGCUUUGUGUGAAGUACUGUAGUAUAUACGGUGCUUUGUUUGAUGUAUUUCUAUAUUGAGCGUUGCUUUUUAUAUGUUCUGUUUAAUUGAAUGGUUCUUUAGGUGAUGCACCGUUGUAUUACAAGGUGCUUCGGAUGAUGUACUAUAGUAAUGAACUAUUAAUUUUGUUUAAUGUACUGAUGUACUGAAAGUGCAUUGUGUGAUGUUUUGUUAGAUUUGACUGUGGUGUAUGUAAAGUAUUUGUUUGUGUUGGUUUGUAUGAACUAAUGUUUUUUUUUUAAUUUAUUUAUUUACUAGUAUGCUUUGUGUAAUUACGUGCAGAUGUAACCGUUCGUCGUUUUGAAUUUGUAUGUAGCUUGAUAGUUUUGUGAAAUAUCUUCUUGUAAUAAAGUAAAAUAUGAAAAUGUU